GCGACGCUCGGGUCCGGCUCGUUCGUCGUCGUCGUCGUCCCCCCCGCGCGGGCACCGCGGCCGCGGUUUCCGCCCGGCGCGAGCGCGCGCCGCCGGCACGGAGCGGGCGGCGGCCAUGUCGGACAGCGGGGCGAGCCGCCUGCGGCGGCAGCUGGAGUCGGGCGGGUUCGAGGCGCGGCUGUACGUGAAGCAGCUGUCGCAGCAGUCGGACGGCGACCGCGACCUGCAGGAGCACCGGCAGCGCGUGCAGGCGCUGGCCGAGGAGACGGCGCAGAACCUGAAGCGCAACGUCUACCAGAACUACCGGCAGUUCAUCGAGACGGCGCGCGAGAUCUCCUACCUGGAGAGCGAGAUGUACCAGCUGAGCCACCUGCUGACGGAGCAGAAGAGCCGGCUGGAGAGCAUCCCGCUGGCGCUGCUGCCGGCCGCCGCGGCGGGCGCCCCGGCCGGGGAGGACGCCGCCGCCGCCGCCGCCGCCGCGGGCCCGCGCGCGCGCGCCCCGCCCGCCGCCGCCGCCGCCGCCCCGCGCGACCCCGCGGCCCCGGGCGGCGAGGAGGGCCCGCGGCGCACGCUGACGACGCUGCUGGAGAAGGUGGAGGGCUGCCGCGCGCUGCUGGAGGCGCCGGGCCAGCGGCUGGUGUACAACGGGGACCUGGUGGAGUACGAGGCGGACCACAUGGCGCAGCUGCAGCGCGUGCACGGCUUCCUGAUGGACGACUGCCUGCUGGUGGCCACGUGGCUGCCGCAGCGGCGCGGCGCCUACCGCUACGACGCGCUCUACCCGCUGGACGGGCUGGCGGUGGUCAACGUCAAGGACAACCCGCCCAUGAAGGACAUGUUCAAGCUGCUCAUGUUCCCCGAGAGCCGCAUCUUCCAGGCGGAGAACGCCAAGGUCAAGCGCGAGUGGCUGGAGGUGCUGGAGGAGACCAAGCGCGCGCUGGGCGAGAAGCGGCGGCGCGCGCAGGAGCAGGCCGCCGCCCCCCGCGCCCCGCCGGCGGCGCCCGCGCGCGGCCCGCCCGCGGAGGAGGCCGCGCCCGCCGCCGAGCCCGCCGAGCCCGCGGAGCCGCCGGCCGAGCGCGUGGACCUCUCCCUGGAGUGGAUCCAGGAGCUGCCCGAGGACCUGGACGUGUGCAUCGCCCAGCGCGACUUCGAGGGCGCCGUGGACCUGCUCGACAAGCUGGGCCGCUACCUGGAGGACAAGCCCAGCCCCCCGCCCGUGAAGGAGCUCCGCGCGCGCGUGGACGAGCGCGUGCGCCAGCUCACCGACGUGCUGGUGUUCGAGCUGUCCCCCGACCGCUCGCUGCGGGGCGGGCCCCGGGCCACGCGCCGGGCCGUGUCCCAGCUGAUCCGGCUCGGCCAGGGCACCAAGGCCUGCGAGCUGUUCCUGCGCAACCGGGCCGCGGCGGUGCACACGGCCCUCCGCCAGCUGCGCAUCGAGGGCGCCACGCUGCUCUACAUCCACAAGCUGUGCCACGUCUUCUUCACCAGCCUCCUGGAGACGGCCCGGGAGUUCGAGACGGACUUCGCGGGCACCGACAGCGGCUGCUACUCGGCCUUCGUGGUGUGGGCCCGGUCGGCCAUGGGCAUGUUCGUGGACGCCUUCAGCAAGCAGGUGUUCGACAGCAAGGAGAGCCUGUCCACGGCCGCCGAGUGCGUGAAGGUGGCCAAGGAGCACUGCCGGCAGCUGGGGGAGAUGGGGCUGGACCUCACCUUCGUCAUCCACGCGCUGCUGGUGAAGGACAUCCGGGGCGCCCUGCACAGCUACAAGGAGAUCAUCAUCGAAGCCACCAAGCACCGCAACUCGGAGGAGAUGUGGCGGCGGAUGAACCUGAUGACGCCCGAGGCGCUGGGCAAGCUCCGGGAGGAGAUGAGGAGCUGCGGGGUGGGCGACUUCGAGCAGUACACGGGCGACGACUGCUGGGUGAACCUGAGCUACACGGUGGUGGCCUUCACCAAGCAGACCAUGGGCUUCCUGGAGGAGGCGCUGAAGCUCUACUUCCCGGAGCUGCACAUGGUGCUGCUGGAGAGCCUGGUGGAGGUCAUCUUGGUGGCCGUCCAGCACGUGGACUACAGCCUCCGCUGCGAGCAGGACCCGGAGAAGAAGGCCUUCAUCAGGCAGAACGCCUCCUUCCUCUACGAAACCGUCCUCCCUGUGGUGGAGAAGCGGUUCGAGGAGGGGGUCGGGAAGCCGGCCAAGCAGCUCCAGGACCUGAGGAACACAUCCAGACUGGUCAGGGUGAACCCGGAGAGCACCACCUCCGUGGUCUGAGCCCUGCCGGGACGGAGCCUGCUCACAUUCACGUUAGGUACACCUGUGUACUGCUUAUAGCCUUCCGUCGGUAACAAAAAAUGCCCACUUGGAAAAACUCGGUAAACCCAUAGAACAAAGAUGCUAUUAGAAAAACUGAAACAUCCUGUACUUUCAAAUUACGCUAUUUCUUUUAAAAAAAAAUCUUUUUUGGGACUACAAAUGUGAUGUACAGAAGGGGGGGUUACAGUUACAUAAGUCAGGUAAAGAGUACAUUUCUGGCUGGGAAUGUAUCUCUUGGUGG
Perognathus longimembris pacificus (Pacific pocket mouse) is the source of this 2552-nucleotide messenger RNA. It is a transcript of the gene Exoc8, whose product is annotated as exocyst complex component 8. Lineage: Eukaryota; Metazoa; Chordata; Mammalia; Rodentia; Heteromyidae. The record is from RefSeq and is a predicted model, not a curated record. Gene Ontology annotation, biological process: Golgi to plasma membrane transport; exocytosis; intracellular protein localization. The transcript has a single exon. Bases 116 to 2269 code for a protein of 717 amino acids. Gene Ontology annotation, cellular component: exocyst.